Messenger RNA from Xiphophorus maculatus (southern platyfish), 1751 nucleotides. It is a transcript of the gene srsf7, whose product is annotated as serine and arginine rich splicing factor 7. Gene Ontology annotation, cellular component: cytoplasm; ASAP complex; nucleoplasm. Gene Ontology annotation, molecular function: RNA binding; zinc ion binding. Gene Ontology annotation, biological process: mRNA splicing, via spliceosome. The transcript has 7 exons. The coding region runs from base 886 to 1587 and encodes 233 amino acids. The record is from RefSeq and is a predicted model, not a curated record. NCBI's taxonomy places the organism in Eukaryota, Metazoa, Chordata, Actinopteri, Cyprinodontiformes, Poeciliidae.
GUAGUAAUAACUGAAGCUGUGUGUUGAUUGUUCCUCUUUAGGUUCAAAGAUAAUAACAUCAGCCCAGGUCUUUAGUUCAGCAUUAAACCUCCUCAGUAUUUAAGCUUGUCAUUCAAAAAUCUUCCCCUACCAAACUUGUAUGUAACCAUGGCAACAAGGUAUUGUUUUUGCAAACGGAAACAGCAAAGGUCCAAAUAAUCCCUGAACUCUGAGCUCAAGCCCCAGAGGGGAUGAAAGGGCGACUUCAUGGUUGCAGCUCCUUCCUAGCAGGCCAGGAUUACUUCAGCUGGUCCAAACGCUGCAGCAGAGUUCAGAUGAAAACUAAAAAACAGAAAUCAUAUUUCUCCUGUUUUAGCUUCCCUUCAUCGGCUCCCUGUUAAUUAUGAUUAUAAUCUCAGAUUCUGCUUGUCACAUAUAGAGGCCAUAAUAAUCAGCUCCAUCAGAGAUCUGACUGGUCCAGAUGUACCUACCAGAACCCUGGUGGUACCAGACUGCAGGUUCUACUGGUUCUGGAGGUUCCAGCAGGAGAAUGGGAGUCAGAUCCUUCAGUUUACUGAAUAGAUCAAAACUUUGCUCUGUGUGAAGCUGACAGUUAAAAGAGAUGUUUGUCCAGUCGAGCGGCUCCACAGCCCCAUACACACAGAUGAUGAAAUCAGAAUUAAUGAACUGAUUUAAAGCGAACAGAAAUUUGAAUAAGCAGAGCCAUAGCACACACUCCUGGAACUGAACAACAACAAACCGUUCAAAUUACAAGCUCAAUUCAACCAAACCUUUACGCUGAAAUCCAACCGGAAAAGACCUGCUUUGUUUCCGGCGCCGGAUCAGUGUGCAGCUAGCAGCAGAGCUAACCUGAUCGCGGACCGAUCAGAACCGUCCGGUGUCAGAAUGUCCCGCUUCGGGCGCUACGGAGGAGAGUCCAAGGUUUACGUGGGGAACCUGGGAACCGGCGCCGGGAAGGCCGAGCUGGAGCGGGCCUUCGGGUACUACGGGCCUCUCAGAACCGUCUGGAUCGCCAGGAACCCGCCGGGCUUCGCCUUCGUGGAAUUCGAGGACUCCAGGGACGCCGAGGACGCUGUCCGAGGGCUGGACGGGAAGGUGAUCUGCGGCAGCCGGGUCCGGGUGGAGCCGUCCAACGGGAUGCCGCGGCGUUCCCGCUACGAGAGGCCGCCGCCACGGCGACCGUUUGACCCCGACGACAAGUGCUAUGAGUGCGGACAGAAAGGCCACUACGCCUACGACUGCCACCGCUACGGCCGCCGCGGCCACCGCAGCAGGUCACGGUCCAGGUCCCGGUCCCGGUCCCGGGGGAGACGGUAUUCCCGGAGCCGGAGUCGCAGCCGGAGUCGAGGGAGGAGAUCCAGGUCCUCUCCUCGGCGAUCCAGGUCCAGCUCACCCAGAAGGUCCAGGUCCGGUUCACCCAGAAGGUCCAGGUCCGGUUCACCCAGAAGGCUGCGGUCCGGUUCUCCUGGGAGGUCCCGGUCCCGGUCGGUGUCAAAGUGCCGCAGCAGGUCCGGAUCCAUGGGCCGGUCUCAUUCCGGAUCUCGAGCCAGAAGUCGCUCGGCCUCCAGGACUCCUGCUGACAACUGACUUCCUGUUUGCUCUCUGAUGUUUUGUACGAACUCACUCUGUUGUGUAGCAGCUCUGUGAUUAUUGAUUAUUAAUUAGUGACUAUUGGUUUCUGAUCAGCCUGCUUUGGUUCCUCAGCCGUUUACUUCCUGCAAUGAUCUGUUAAUAAAGGUUUAUCAUUCAAA